Molecule: messenger RNA, 1854 nt
Organism: Psylliodes chrysocephalus
Lineage: Eukaryota; Metazoa; Arthropoda; Insecta; Coleoptera; Chrysomelidae
Source: the annotation of a GenBank genome assembly
AUGACGAAACACAUAAAGAAGUGCUUUAAGUGUCCUGAAGAAAUGAAAAAAAAUCUUUAUUUAGUGCCAACCACUGUAUCUACUAAAGUAGACCUAUCAAUGCACACGUCCACCCCAAAGGAAAAACUAAAUUUCUCCCAACGGCUAAAGGAGUUAGAAGUAGAUGUAUCUUUUGGGAUAGAAGAAGCAAAUCUAGCAGGGCCAAGUUCAAGUAGAAGCCAAACUUUUCCAGUUGUAUCUUUAUCUGAAACUGAAAGCAGUGCCACUGCCACUAAUGCUAGUACCAGUAAUAUAUCUGCAAAUAGUGCUUGUUCCACAUUUAACUUUAAUCGACCUCAACCGUCACCUUUCAUCGUGAAUAACAACAGAGGAGGCCUGUUAACUUUUGUGGACCAUAUGGAUAAUCAGUUAAAUGAAAGCCUCAAUCAAAGUUUGGCCAAAGCAAUUUUUGUAAGCGGUACUCCAUUGUCUAUGGUUGAACACCCACUGUGGUUAGAAUUCUUUAAACGACUUCGUCCUUCAUUCAAACCACCAUCAAGGUAUCGCCUUUCAUCAACUUAUCUCAAAGCUCAGUAUACAGAAAUGCAAAAUGAAGUUACAAGCCAGCUAAAGGAUUCAAAACACUUACAUUUACAAUGUGAUGGCUGGAGCAACAUCAGAAAUGUGUCUAUUGUAAACUUUGUUAUUUCAAAACCCGAGCCACUGUGUGUGGAGUCCGUCGCAACAAAAGAGAACAGGCACAAAGCAUCUUACCUAGCCGAGCUGAUAAUCAAUAUUAUUGAAAAAUAUGGUACUGAAAAGUUUUUGGUAAUCAUUGGGGACAAUGCUUCCAACAUGAGAGCUGCUUUGGCAAAGGAGAAGUAUCCAUCAAUCAUACCUCUUGGUUGCCUUGCUCAUCUCUUACACCUUCUGUGUGAAGACAUCUUAAAGUGCAAUACUAUUAAAUCUUUUAUGGCAACAGUUACUAGCAUAAGUUUAUUAUCAAAUAAAUCUGUGCUUCAAAAACUAUCUGUCAGUGAAGAAGCAGAAAUCUCAUCAGAAAUGAAAAGACAGAUACUUGAUGACGGUGUGUUUUGGGUCAGAGUUGAAAAAAUGGUUAACAUAUUAAAUCCAAUUGUUGAUCUUAUCACUGCCCUUGAAUCAAACACCCCCCUGAUUUACAAUGUUUAUACAAAAUUUCACACUCUGCAAGAAACCCUUAAACAAGAAAUGCCAGAAUCUCCACUUCAAAAGAUUGAGGAAAAAAUGUGCUUUCAAAGUUGUAACUUGAAGUCUGAGGAAUUACUUGAUGCUAUUAGUUUUGUUUGUGAAAUUGGCAGUAGCAUGGGAAUAAAUACAGUUGAUAUCCGUCAAAAUAUAGCUGACUAUAGGGAUAAAGAAGGGCUAUGGCGAAGGUCUUUUAUUUGGGAAGGUGUAAAAGAUUCACGAAAUGAAAAAGCAAUCAGUCCCAUGUUAUGGUGGAGGGGGUUAAGAGGAACAUGUGUAUUGGCUGAUGUAGCUGUGAGAAUAUUAGGAGCACCUGUGACAUCUGCCGCAACUGAAAGAACUUUUAGUACUUUCAGUUGGAUUCACUGUAAAAAAAGAAACAGACUCACCACCGAAAGAGCUGGACAAAUAGCAUAUUUAUCGCACAAUUGGAAUCUUCUAAACAACGCCAAAAAGCUACGAACUGUAGAAAGAAGCCAAGCAGAUGAUUCGACUUUGACAAAAAGCCAAAGUGAAGAAUUUAUGCAAAUAUCCAAUGGUAGCGGUGAUUGUAGUGACGUCAGUGACGAUGAAGAUGGCCACAUGUCACUUUCGAGCCACUCCAGUGACCAAAUAAAUUCUGAGCCAGAAUAUUCAGACUUAGAUUAA